Molecule: messenger RNA, 3876 nt
Organism: Puccinia graminis f. sp. tritici CRL 75-36-700-3
Lineage: Eukaryota; Fungi; Basidiomycota; Pucciniomycetes; Pucciniales; Pucciniaceae
Exons: 2
Coding region: 1-3876 (1291 amino acids)
Source: RefSeq, a predicted model, not a curated record
AUGUAUCCAGUUCUCUCUUCCUCUAUUCCCACUCGUUCUCAUACUCUGGACACUGGCUCGGCCCCACUCGGCCAGGCUGGGGUCAGCUUUGCUGCUACUGGUUCCCCCUCUUCCGCUCGCCCGGCUCUCUUCAGUUCAGCCGCCCUCACCUCCAACCACCAUCGCAGUUCGUCUCUCAGUGCGCUUGUGAGGCGGAGUUCGACUCGGAGGAGAUCUGGCCUGGGUCUUCCCGGUCGCCAUGGCAGCAACACCAACACCAACACCAGUAGCACCACUCCUGAGCUAAUCCAAAUCAUCAGUCGCGGUCGAUCGUCGGCUGAAGGUCGAGCCAGCGCUGAGCCGAGUAGCGACAACCACUUCAUCACUGCCCCCACAGCCGCCCUCCGCCAUGUGCUCUCCUCCUCUACCCCAGCCCCUCAGCCUGCGCUCGUCCACCUCAACACACUCCCCAUCAUCCAACCCAGGUCGACCUCGGCCUGGAACUCAUCCUACGACCUCGACCGGCGAUCCUUCAGGGUUAACUUCCACAACCCCCGCCAGCAGGUCACCAGCCUCCUCGCGCUCAGCUCGAUCCCCCGUCCGCUGACCCCGCCCUUCGACGAAGAGCGCGAGAACUCGGCCAGCAUGAUCCUCACCGCCACCCGCACAGCCAUCGAGGAGGAAGCCAUCCAGGCAGCCAUCGCAGCCUCGCUUGAACCCGAGCUCAACGGGCUCCGUCGGCCGGAUGACGAUGAUGAUGAUCAGGAGGAGGAUGGUCAUCAGCACCAGUCGGUCAUGCCACACCACUGGGCAGACCACCGACGAUCCCAUGCCGUCCCACGAAGGAGGGACAGUACGGCCACCGAGCCAGACCAAGACGAACCAUCGGUGCCUAAUCCUCGGACGACGAUCGAGUUGGACUGGUCCUCUCGUCCAUCUCCCUCCGAGCCACAGCACCAGCCCAUCCGCUCGGUCGGAAUGGAGCGCUCGACCAAGAACCCCUUCCGAGUUGCGCCCGGGACCGUUAUACCCUCCUCCGAGAUUCCCACCCGGAACAGCCAUCCGAUCUACCCACGACAACCGCUGGCUAACUACAGCCAAGGGCCAGCUCACCAGAACGCGCUCAUCAGCCGCCAGCAGGAACUCUUGCAGCUCCAGCUCAUCAGACAGCAGCAGCACAUCCAACACCAAGAACACCACCAUCCGAUCAACCCAUUCCUAAUCCAACCAUCCAGUUCGAUCGCCAACCGUGCCCUGGCCAAGAAGAACAGCACCCCACCAGCAAGCUCACCGAUCGAUCGACCCACCACCAUCAUCCAAGCAACUCAACCCACCACCACACACACACACAAGAAUCAAGCACUCCCCAAAAUUAAAACCACAAACCAAUCAUCUUCUACCUCAUCAUCCUCAUCCUCAUCCUCCUCAUCAUCAUCCUCUGGCCCUUACUCUUCCCCCCCAUCCACCUCACCCUCCUCACCGAUCGCUGCAAGCUUCCUAUCCACAUUCGGCUCACCACGACCCAGCGUUUACGAUUCGCCUCUCAGUCUUAGUCCAUCACCCUUUGGAGCGCGCUGUGAGAUCUCAUCAACCAUCAAUCAAUCUUCUUCUCCCCCUUCCAUCCCAAGCUCAGCCAGAUUGACCCCUCCGAAUUUGUCCCCCCUCCUCCGCAGCAACCCGUCAAACUCCCGGCCGCUAUCUGAUUCGUUAAUCUCGCACUUCCCACCAUCAGCAUCAUCCUCAACCUCAACCUCCUCCCAAACAUCAUCUUCAUUCCAACCAGCCACUUCAACACUUACCCAUCCAAAACCACUACGACCCAUGCUUUCUCAAUUCCGCGCCUCAUUUCAACCCAAAGCCAGCUAUCUCUCAGAGCAAGAGAAACUGCAACCUCGAUCAACUCAACUUCUCAUCCCCAACAUCGCCGAACCCAGGGUACUCUCACCCAUCCCUGACCACGAGGAAAAUGUUACAGAACCCGACCCCACCUCUUCUCAGCUCUCUCCCACCUCUCUCUCUCACAACCUAUCGCCUUCCUCCAUGACUCACUCCAGUCUCAGUCCGGUCUCGCCUGGCUUCCAAUCCUUCAUGUCAGAACCGCAACCCACAGGCUCCUCGUCAAACUCAAGUAACUGGCCCUCCAAGCCAGCCAUGCCUGCCGAGAUGUUCGUCAUCGUCCGACCUCCCCCUGGCAAGCAGAAUCAUCCGCUUAACCUACAAAUCCAAUUGAUCCUCCCCAACGCCGUCAAUCCGAGUCGGGAGCCCAGUCUCUCAACCCCGGCUCUCUCCAACUCGAGCCCCCCUCAAACUCAAAUCUUCACUGGAAGACCCAUGUCCUCCGCCCCCGAAGCAAUCAACGGCUCCGACAACCCUCUCCAGCUUAAUCGAACCCAGAGUAUCAGAAGUGUCCACAGUAACAGGAGUAGUAGGAGUAAUCGUACCUGCAGCUCGGGUGGUGAAGGCCGCAACAGACGCGUCACUCCUCUCUACAACCUUCAAUGGCACACUGUCUUGCCUACUUGGAUCUGCGAUGCUGGUACGGAUGCCAAAGUUGCCAAGUUUGCAAAGAAGGGAAUCGAACUCGUCGAGCUUGCCAACAUCGAGCCCAGCGAGAUCCGAAGUGGCCGAUACGGCAGCGAUCUCAAUCUCCUACUCAACGGGGGGCCCAUCAGUCCACCAGCUCAAGUCAACACCUUCCUCUCGUCCGUCGGCACCCCGAAUCCUAGUCUCAAUAAGCAGGAUCGGCCGGGCGCAGCAGCCCUGUUCAACAAGGUCAAAAAAAUGAAUGUGUUCAAUAAGAAGGCCGGGUUUAAAGCGGAUUCUGAAGCAGUUGCCGCUAGCAAGACCGUCGGCAAAAAGUUUGCCGGGAUCUCUGGAUCCGAGCAUUGCAGUCACAGUGAUCUACCUUCCACUAAUGGAGGAUUGUCGUCUGUUGGGCCGACGAUGGAAGCCGGGGGCCGACGUGCCGAGGGAUAUGUGUGGAUCGUCCGGAAGUGGACCAAGCCUGAGAUUGUUGAUUGGCAGAACAGCUCGCCCAAGACCAACCAACUCAACCCGGUCUUCAUCGAGUGGCGCAAGGCCAAGAGACGUCUCCGUGCCCCGACCAAGGCCAAGACUGAUCCCGAACAAGGCUCCGCCGAAGCGACUAGUCAUCCCCCCGUGGCUCCUCCCCCACCCGUCGAGCGUCAACCCACGCCUCCUGCACCCGUCGAGCCCGAAGGGAACCCGCCCACUCCGCCUCCCAUCGCCCCUGACUCGGCCUUGAAGCUCUUCACCAUCCCCGCCGCAACCACGAUGGGGGUGAUGAACUUCUUUGGCAGAUUCACGAAGCCGGUCGAGGCUGUUGAGCCUGAGGGCACCACUUCGACGGAGCAAGAGAUCCCUGGAUCGUCGGUCCCCGAGCCGGCGCAGUCAGUGGACGCCACCCAAGUUCCACCGUCCUCUGAGCACCCGACGGAGGCAGAGUCGACGGAGGCCGCAUCGUCGGCCGAGUCGACGGCCGAGUCGAUGGCUGAUGAGGAGGAGGGAGAAGACAGCGACCCGGAAGACUCGGAGCGGCCCUGGCAUUGCGAGCUCGUCGUCCAAGCUCUCGACGGUCGACAACAGCGCUUCUUCGUCGCCAGUCUCACCCCGCACCCUCACCAUCCCAAACUGGUCGCCCAACUGGCCGUGCCGUGGAACCUCGAACCGAUCACCCUCAGAAGAGCCUCUUCUUCUUCUUCUUCUUCGACUGGUAACGGUCCAACGGACCAAGAGGAUCCCGAGGACGACCUCUUCAUCCUCCAUGUCGAAGAUAUCAAAGACCUCGUCGCCGUCUCUUGUAUGUGGCUCGUCGUCAAGGAAAGACUCGGCGGGGUCGGCAAACGUCGUAAGGGCGAUCGCGCUUGGAGGAUCUGA